AAUUUGACGAGGAGGAGAUGGAAGCGAUGGGAGUUUGUAGCAGAGGCAGAGGGAUCUCGCUCAUCUCAUCUCCACCCAAAAGAAUCAAAUCGAGCCCAGACCACUCUGCAACUGCAACUUUCUUACCUCUUCGCAUUCAAUCCAUGGCUACCCAGAAGCCCUCUUCAGCCACUCGAACUGUUGGCACUAGAAAGGGAUCAACAGUGUUUCCCUUUGGUGAGCCAGGCCCACGGACUAGCUCGGCUACAACUGGACCCCCUAUAAAGCUACUAACAAGGGUGGAACAGCUUCGUCUUCUAAGCAAGGCAGAGAAAGCCGGCCUACUAUCAGCUGCAGAAAAGUUUGGGCUUUCUUUGUCAACCAUAGAGAAACUGGGUCUCCUCUCAAAAGCUGAGGAACUAGGAGUCCUCUCAGCAGCAACAGAUCCAGGGACCCCAGGGGCUCUCUUGAGUCUGAGCCUAGGAUUGCUGGUAUUGGGUCCUGUCUUUGUAUACCUUGUGCCUGAAGAGUACCCAUGGGAGGUGGUGUUACAAGUUGCAGUUGCUCUGGUUUGUGUAGCUGGUGGAUCUGCAGCUCUUGUGGCUUCAAAUUUGGUAUCCAACUUGCAGAAAUCAGAUUGAUUUUUUUUUCUCCUUCUUCUGAAUAUGUACUGAACGAUACUAAUUGGAAUUGUGUAUUGGUAUAGUGUGCUCCCCAACAAUGCCAUUGGUUGUAUAAUCUCUGCUGCCAACUGAAAUGAAACGAUUUCUUCUUGGUUUUCAUUAGCAUUUGAA
Messenger RNA from Nelumbo nucifera (sacred lotus), 773 nucleotides. Its product is annotated as wiskott-aldrich syndrome family protein, putative (DUF1118). Lineage: Eukaryota; Viridiplantae; Streptophyta; Magnoliopsida; Proteales; Nelumbonaceae. The record is from RefSeq and is a predicted model, not a curated record.